This is a messenger RNA of Porites lobata, 33988 nucleotides long. The record is from the annotation of a GenBank genome assembly. Lineage: Eukaryota; Metazoa; Cnidaria; Anthozoa; Scleractinia; Poritidae.
AAUGCACAAAGAUUUUAACCAAUAGCUUCCAAGAAAAACCCUUGUGUUCAAAAGAAAGAGCCGUUUACAUUUCUCGAAGUUCAUUAAACUUUAUGUUGAAAGAAAAACACAAGGGAAGUUGAAGAAACAAGCUUUAUGUCAGCGGUGAGGCAAGCAAAAUACAGUAAGUACAGUACGAAGACUUUAUUGUUUGUUGUUGUUGCUGUUGUUGUUGUUGUUGUUGUUGUUUUGUUUUGUUUUUUUCUUUACUGUUAGGUAGGGUAAUCAAAAGUUCUUCUAUUAAUAACAAGUUUUUAACAAAUCUUUGCUUGUCGUAGUGUUUUUGUUUUAAACAGAGCGUGUCUGCAUGCUUUACGCAUGAUAACGGGUAGACUUGGGGGAUUAGAAGAUAACAAAUCAAGUUUAUAUCUUUUUUUUGUGGAGAGGGAGAAGGGGAACGGGCAUAGUAACGAAAUGUUAAUGAGUAUAAAACAAAAUAAAAUAAAGUUUGAACUAACGAUGAAAUUGAACAACUACAAAUCCAUGUAAAGGAGGGAUUCAAGAGUAGGUUUAGGAUGACUUCUUUUACAACUUGCCACCAUGCACAUAAUUCUCAAAUCAUCUUGCGUUAAGGACGGAUAAAUUAAGAAUUGCAGCGACAAUUUGCUAAAGACAUAAUCGCGGCACUAAUGAUUAGAACAACAAUUGAGUCCUUUUCAAUACUAAAAGAACCUCUACUGUACAAUUUUAUACAAUUUUAUUGAAGGCUUUGAGCUGGACACGUCUACGUCUGGAACAGUUGGAGUGCAUGGAUCCGCCACUUCGACCAGUUCAUUCCUCAGCGGGGGUUCGGCUACAGGCUUCUCUCUUCCUAGACCAAGCACGUCCUCAAGAACCGCUUCAGCCAACAAAAGUUCGAGGUUUGUUAAACAUCUCUUUCGUUUCCAGGGGACGUUCCAUUUUUUAUCCUCAACCACCCCCCUUCCCCGCCCCCCACCCCCCAAUAAGGAUUACGGGUUUUCGAACAGGGGGGUUCGGAUUUUUUUCUUCCGAGAGGUCGAUCAAAAUUGGACCCGACAAACUUUUCAAAAGUGCCUACAAAAAAUAAACCCUCCGGAUUUCGUUUUCCAAACGGCGCCGGCAAAAAUUCGAGGGUUGGGAUUCCUGUUAUCUUUAGUGGAUAAGAAAUGGAACGUCCCCAAUAACCGUUUAAACAAUGUUUCAUUAACAAUAAAAAUUAAGAACCGGGGGAAAAAAUUUUCACCAAGCAUUCUUUGUAACUAGAUAAAAAAAGAGCGCUAUUUUUAUUCUUUUCUGUAUUCAAGACUUGACUAGAAACUCACUGAUUUCAACCGAUCAUUAUUAUCUUGUAUACCAGUUAACAACAAAUCGUUAUACAGCUUGCCCUGCGUUGUUUUCGUGGAAGGCAGAUUACUUUCGAUUUCCAUUAAUUCAAACAAAUUUCCAACAAGUUGACAUAAAACUUGUUUUUAGAAGAUAAACUACACAUUAAUCGGCAAAACAAAAGACUUUUAAUUUUUCCUACUAAUGUGACUCACGGCUUGUUGUCGGUGAUCUUUAAAACAGUUCAAUCAAAGUACCGACUCCAGGAAGCUCCCUACGGACUCCCGCUCCGGGACCCAACGUCUUUACCUCAACCAGUGUGUCGCAUAGAACUCCCAGUUCACGUCGCACACCACAUGUCUCAAGUGCGACUCCUGGAAUGCCACCGUCUUCUGUUGUGGUUGGUGAGUUAACGAUUUACUCUUAGUUUUUUGAGACCAAAUGACCCUUAAAUUGCUUUUUACCAAAAAUGAAAACAGAGAUGGUAAAAGUGAUGACUAUCAUUUAAAAAGUUUUUAAGGAAAAGAACUAAAGUCUAUCUUGGCGACAGUGCUCGCAACUAACUUAAACUAAUACUACUUCAUGGCUUUAGUAUGGAUGGUCACACUGUGGGAUUUUCUAUUUGCAUGUGAUUACCAUACUUUUACAAGAAGAAGUGCUUGGAAAAAUGCUCUUUUUUUAAAAUGCUUACUUUUCAGCAAUUGUGGAAGGGCGUGGUCUUGCAAAAGGAGAGAUCGGUAUGGCCAGCAUUGACUUAAAGAAGCCUGAACUUGUCCUUUCACAGGUCUGUCAUCAGAUUAUUUAUAUUAUCAAUUUAAUUUAGAGACUUUGAUGACCAAACGCUUGCAUUUUUGAUGACCAUCUAAAGUACUGGUAACCAAUUACCCUGAAGACUUAAAUUCAGAUUUUAUUUACUUUGUUAUUUUGAAUCUGAUUCACAGUAACUUAGCUUUACUUUAUACUGUUAGCUUCCUUACAUUGUAAGUGGCCCAUGAUGGUGCUUCUAAAGAAUAAAAAUACCUCUUACCUUUAGUUGAAAGUUCCUUAUGCUGUCAGUCACCUCUGAAGGUAGCUGUCUCUUUUUUGUCUCUUUUUUCAAGUUUUCAGAUAACCAGACCUACGUAAAAGUGCUAACAAGAUUGCAGAUUUUAGAGCCUUUGGAGGUACAUUUUGAAAAUGUUUUCCAUAUUUAAUUGUUUUAGUGUGAACACCUCAUUAAACUGUGUGGGUGCUGUGCAUCUUUUUCGAAACAAAGCCUCUCGAAGAAUGGCGGAGUUGAUUCAGUAGUCGCCAAACGCUUCGAUUUUAUGGGUUCUUUCAUAAUGUACAGCGUGCCCAUCUGGUUCGCCAGCGCUAUAAGUGCUUCAAGUUUGGUUGAAGAAAAAUAAAAUAAUGUAGAUAUUAGGCCUCACAUUAGGGCAGCUUUUGUGUUGAAGGGUCAUCUCUAAUCAUGAUUGUAUCUUUGUUACUGUCAGAUAAUCAUGCCUAAUACAGCGUGUGAAAACGGAAACAUGUCGACUUUAUUCAAGCUCCUAAGUGACCAACUCCCAUAUACGAAUCUAUCAGCUGUUCAAAGAAAGUAUUUCAAUGAAGCAAAAGGUAUUACGUUUGAGAUUUGCAUUGACAGACUGAAUAAACGAUAACAUUCCGAAAGUCAAAGUCCUCAGUGAACUGACCUUAGGAGAACUGUUCGAUUAUGCCCUUGAGGUGCUUCUUAUAUUAAUGGAAAUAAAGCAAAGUAUGGUCAUUCAACUUCAGAAAAAAAGUCAGAAGCUCAGAUCCAUUUGUUUUGAGGAUCCUUCUUUUUUCUUUCUUUUAUAUGUUUUAUGGCAAAGUGGAGAUACCUUCCUUACCAGGGAUUGGCCUGCUUCAUGAAGCCAGACUUUGGGGUCUUCAGUUGACCACUCAUGCAUACCCUUAGUUUACCGGCCAUUUGUGCUUUUAUGUCAUUGACGUUUUUCAGAGCUUCAUAGCUUCCUCGCAUUGCAUGAUCUUGGCAUCUUUCCAUCUCUGCCCCUGAUUUGUUUGAUGGUGUCUUUCCUUACUAGGUCUAGAGUACGUAAAACAACUGUGCGUUCCUGAAUACAACACUGUAGAAAUGGAGGUGGCUUCAAAGUAAGUUACAGGCUCCUUUUGAAACGUCUUUAACAUGUCAAAACGUAUUCGAAAAUUACUACUCCUCUAAGUGACAACCUUUUAAUGAAUUGAAAAAUGAAAUAAAAUUCAUGUGUAACAUGAAUUCCUUCAUUUAUGGUCCGUUGCUGGCGAUGCAUCGAAACCCUCUUCUUAAUGUUUUCCUUGCAACAAGUUUAUCUAGUAUAUAUUUUUGCGACUGUAUCGCAGUAUUGCCGGUCAAACGUUAAAUUUAUUGAUAUUACUCUCUCGUUAAUCACCAUUUCAUUAUUCAUUUUUUAAAAUUAUCAUUUCAGGUAUUACUGUCUGGCAACGGCUUCCGUAAGUAUUUGAAAUAUCAGUAAAUUAUUGAAGCGAAGUUGCAGGAAAGUCUUCAAGUUUUGGCCCCGAGUUUGCGUCGUAAGCUUAAAUGCUAAUUCUCAAGUAUUGCCGCCUAACAACAUGUUAUUUUUAAGAAACACUUACACGAUAUCUUAUCAACAAGAUAUCUUAACCUUGGACGUCUUCAUAAGUUCUAAGCAUGGUUUUCUUUGGGAUAAUCUUAGGCUUUCCUAAAAUCGAUUCAAGGAAGCGGUAGACGAAUCCCAGCCGCACCUUUGCCAAAGAAUACUGAAAAGUAAGGAUCGCGAGCCUUAAUCUAGUUUCUUAAUAACCAGUCCUCUUGUUUCUGAAUGUUUUCAGGCUUUGCUCAAGUAUGUCGAAUUCAUACAGAACAUUGUUUAUGCACCGUAUUCGGUUAAGGUCCUUUUCAAAGGGAGCGAGAAGACUGCAAUAAUAGGUAAAAUAUUUUAUCUAGCGUAACUGCUGGUAUGACUCCGGCAUACGGCUGGUAUUCUGAUUGCUAGUACGUAAAGUCAAUUCUAGCCUCCGUGACAGGCUGGAAUCUUGAUUGGGGAAAUUAGGGGGCGCGAGAACGCGAUAGGAGCGCGUUUCAGUGUCUCUCCUUCCUGGCGCCCCCAUCCCGCUCUCAUGGCUGACAUUCUAAUUGCUAAGUACAUUGUAUGUAUAGACAAUUCCGAGCCUGCGUUGCAGGCAUCUGAGAGAAAGAGGAUAAUUUUCUUGGUGUUGCGGACGAGUGCAAUCAUCAAAUGACGUAAUACAAAAGAGUGAACAAUGUAAUAAAAAAUACCCACACCACAACACAAAAGCGUACCAACAAUGGUGUCCGAAACACCCAGAAAGGGGCAAUUUAGGGCGCGCGAGAACGUGAUAGGCACGCGUUCCGUUUCUCCUUCCUCGUGCGCCCGUCCCGCUCAAGCGCUCCUUAUUUCCCCUUAACCUUCAGAAGUCUGCCUCACAGGCUAAGUCAGUUCUCAAUGAGACGGAUACUAAAUGCCGGUCCCAGUAGUGUCAGCCUUACACAGAGAGUCAUAGUCAAGGAGUAUAAAACGUAGGUACCAACUACAGGAGCCUUUUUACUACAUAGCAGUAUGUCCUUUUAAAGGUGUGUGCACCAAGUUUCCUUGGAAAUUGAAACGCAUUUUGGCACACUAGAAUAACAUUAGUUGCGUCGUUAGUGCAUCAAAAGGGAGAUUAAGCAACGCGACGACAAUGGCAGUUCUUUCAAACUUUAUAGCGUUUAUUAAGCCUCGGUCAGGUUGUUCAGUUGUUGUUGCUUAAGCUCCCUUAUUGCGCGAAAACGCGCCAUAUAGAAUGAAACGUGUUUCUCAUCAGGGCUUCAUCAGCACUUUUGUAUCGUUAUUUGCCUAACUUGUCGCAUUUGUCCUAUUUCAUUGCCAGAUGCUUCCACUGCCAAGAACUUAGAACUCAUUCAGAACGCUAGGGACCCUAAAAGCGGUCACUGUCUGUAUGGAGUUUUAAAUCACACGAAAACCGCCGGAGGAGGUAAUAUGAAACAUGUUGUGGUUGUCUUUGUUGUAUUGGAGCGGGAAUUGACUGUUAACUAAUCCGUCGGUCCACCUAUUUCCUUUAUUUUUAGCCCGUCUUCUAAGAUCAAACGUUCUUCAACCUCCAUGUGGUAAGCAUAAUUCCAACUAAGUUUAUCUUUUUCGUCAUUAAUGAUAGAAAACUGACACUCUUGUUAUUUGACGGAAUGAGUUGAACAUGAAGGAGGUUUUUCUCUUCAAGUACAUCAAGUGCCACUGAAUAUAAGGCUGAACCCCCGGGCUGAACUGAAACAAAAACUCCUUUUAGAGUAAAACGGAAUAAGAAGUUUAGUGAUAGGCUGUAGGAUCGCAGAAGUUGAUUUGAAUACUAUUCACUCGAUAUAUUUAAGUUGUGCAGAAAAGCAGCCUAGAAUUCAAAAUAAAAAACUUAAACAUUUAGCCAUUUAUACUUACUUUUUAGCAUUGCAAGGUGAUAAAACCUUUAAUGCAGCUGUACAUCAAGCUGGCAGGUUAGCUGAAAACGCGUUCAUUACAUAGAACUUCUUAAAAUAUUUUCUUGGGAGCUCAAAGAUAAUUGGUAGAGCGUUAGCUAGCGUUGGUCUGCUGAGCGGAAUGUCAAGUUAGAUGUAGUCAAUUGACAGACAAUACUAAGCGCCUUCUCAUAUUUUUCCUUUGAUGUCCUUCGUUCUUGCAGAUGAAGAAACAACAAACGUACGUCUGGACUGUGUAGCAGGUGGGCCGUGAGAUUCUCAAUGCUGUUCUCUGUAUAUAGCUAUUAUACACAGUAAUUAACAAUUAUUCCUUGAGCCCGAAUGGGCUAUUGACUCAGAGGCCAUGAGGGCGAGAGGAAUCAGGAAUUGUUUUAGUAAAAUACAACUAGUUGAUCAAACAUAUCGAGAAUAAAAAACUUUUAGCUACUUAAAGCUAGACUUUAAUCCCUUUUUGCCGCAAAAAGCCCGCGCUUUUCGCGACUAGUGGGCUGUAACAUAUAGCCCAGUAGUAGCUCAACCAAUCAGAACGCAGCAUUGAUAAUAGACCACUAGUUGGAUUUUACUAAUACUAAAUGCUUCUUCAUCAACUGCAAUUUUUAUCGUAAUGCGGAAAUCUUUCCGGGGCGUUUUUCCUUUAAAUCCCAAAGAAAUUGAUUUCUUUUCAAUAAAUAACCUCCAUGGUACGUACAAACCCUGUAAAAUAGGGACAACAUUACUUAUAAGGAGUUUACCGAGCACAUUAUUUCGUCAGUAUUAUACUUGUUCUGACAAUGUUGACUUAUUUUACUUUUCUUUACUCUACAGAACUGACAGACAAAGAGGUAUAAUAUCAAUUUGGUUUCACGUCUAAUUAUUAUUGCGUUCGUAGAACGCAACCCCUAGUCUUGUGUUGGGCUGCCUGUUUCUAUGGGAGACCUGUGGCCGAUCUAGCCAGGAUGUUUUGACAUUCCAGACAUUGUUUAGUAAAACUCCCCACGUCUUAAAGUUAUGCUUCAUCUCCUUUACUAUCCGCCUAUUAUCCAUGUCAAACGCACUCCCUAAUCUAUGAUUACUCGUAGUAAUAGCAAUUCUCUCUUCUUUUGUAAAGAGCCGAGCAUGAAAGAUGCGUGAGACCCUUAAAAACCGUUUACUAUGCACUAACAGCAAACGUUAGUAAUUGGCUGGGCUCACUCACUCGCUGGUGAUUCGUUGCAAGGCCUGAUGUUAAAUGCGUCGCUGUCCGUUUGUUCUUCCCUCUCCCAGUCCUUAUUUUCUCUCCUUUGAAUUUAGCGAUAGAAUUCCACGGUCGUUAGGCCCAUGUAGACGUGUAGUUUACAUCUUUUAGUUUACCUGAAAGAAGCUACCCCCGAUAGAAGUAAUGGUCUAAAACUUUAGAGGAAAAGGAUGCUACAUCCGCCAAAAGUAACGAAGGUCGCAACUUGUUAAUUCGGAACUUUACAAUAGCACGUUUGGAGGACCCUUACUUACAUCAGUUUUCUCUUUCAGGAGCUGUUCUUCGGAUUGCAGUCCGGUUAGUUCAAUAGUUUAAGCUGUUCCCCUCCUCGCCCAUUACAUAGAUAGUUAUUGAUUUUGUAAGUAAUUUUGUAAGCAAGGAUCCACUGACCUAGCUCUAUGUUCCCUGCUUCCUAUCAAACUUUAUUACUUUUUCCUGAAUUGCUUUGACUCAAGGAGAAAUUGAACUAAAACUGGAUUUGGUAGCAGUAAAUUCUCUGUGUACUAGGCCGGAAAGUGAGUGAUCUCGUUUUCGGUCUUGUUGGAGUGAGGGCUCAUUUCCCGAACAACGGCUAGUAAUCGAGCCUGUGAUAAUUUUAUGUUGUUUAAUUUUGCGUGGAAAUUCCAAAUAAAAUGAAAAUUAAUACACUAACUUCUACAUGACAGUGAUCGGGCGAUUCCUGGACGUUGAUCAUUUAACUUCCAUGUGCGUCCAAAUUCCCAAACAAGAGACAGUCAAGACAGCCGAGUCCAAGAUCACUACUGUAAUUUAUCUGAAGCAUACCCUGGAGCUGGUCGAGCCCCUCAGGGUAGCUCUCAAGGACACAGAGGCGGAACUCUUGAAGGCUUAUGACGAGGUAAAUGCGCGGAAUGUGAGAUGAUAGAAAAAUUUAGAAUCACAUUUACGGCAAACGGCAAACGGUCAGAUUCAAAUUUUAUACAAUUUCUCAAAUUAGGCAUUGAGUAGAAAAAAUAACGGUAUAAAAUAAUUCUUAUGGUUGAAACUUCUUGUUUUACUUUAGAAGUAAUGAACAGCAAGUGACCACAAUAGGGAAAGCUUGGUCACAUGGUACGUGGUGUUUCUGUUUGCCGUAAACGGGAUAUUAAACUAUAAUACUGUACUCGCUCUAAAUAGACUUUUUGACGUUUAGGAAAAGCUGCAGCAUCCAAAUCGGCAAACAUUAGAGUUUUUUUAUUAUUUAACCCCCUUUCCCUUCCCUCGCUUCCCUCGCUUCCCUCGCACGCUAGUUUAUUGCACUGUUAUAUGCCUGACAUGCGAGGAGACGCCCCUUCCCUCCUCCCUUGUAUCCUUGUGUACGCUCAUGUUUGUUCACAAGUGCGCAAUGCUCUUUCCAUUUUACGCGAUUGUAAUUAUUUAUUCUGUUUCGUAUGUGACAGUCUCUCAAUGACAACAGGUUUGCGACCAUUAUGGAGAAGAUUCAGACUGUCAUUCAUGAUGACACUAGGUAUCAGAAAGGAACUCUCAACAUGAGGACCCAAAAGUGUUUUGCCGUCAAGGUACUGAAACCCUUAAUCAUAAGAAAUCCUUAAACUCUUUCAGCAUGAAUUUAUUUUACAUUACUUUGGAAGUUCAAAUUUCCGCUGUUAAUAAUGAUGAUUAAUCAUAAUUUUGUCCUCACUGAAAAUUUUACGCUGGUAUUAAUGCAAAUAUCACUUUUGAGAAAUUAUACUAAAGUACGCAACAAUCAUGAGAGCUAUAGGUUUCCCUUACUGAUGCGGACUGACUUUUUUCCUAAGUUAGAUUGGCUUAGUUUAUUAUACUAAUUCUAAAUUAUUUUACUCCCAAUCAUCGGAAAAACUUCGAAAUUGGAUGAGAAGCCUCAUAUUAACGGUAAGGAUAUACCAAUAUUACGCUAACAAAAUAUGUUGAAUAUUUUCAAUAGCUCAAGUUAUACAAAGUGGUUUUAUAAGUUAAUCAGUGUGUGUCCCGCUAAGAACUAGUGAAAUCCAUGCGUUAGAUGUCACUGAGUCAUGAAAACAUGUAUCUUUCUAUACCCGUCCAGAAUUGUAAAGUAAAGUGAAAAUGGGAUGUUCCUCGUACAUAUGUUGGACACAGUUUUCUGACUGCUCACUUGGCAGAUUAAAUAAAAAAGGGAAAAAAAAAAACAAAUCAAAGGAAGUCUGCUGUCGCAAAGUGCACAAAGCUGGUCACUGGUCAAUUUUGAAUGUCACAAGUUUUAUUCGAAGUAACAAAAGCUUAAUUAAAGUCUAACAGGUGUAGUAAUCCAGCACUUCCCCUCUUCUGGUUAUAACGCCUGUAAAUAAGUUUUGAUAUAUGAGGUCAACUUUAUACAAUAUGUUCAUUAAAGGGAAGUAACCUUCAAUGGAUGAAAACAGCUGUAUGUCACCCUUAAAAUAAUUGUUCACAUGAGUGGAACAAGAAUCCACAAUGACCAGUCUAUAAAUGAUGUCUAUUUUGGUCAGGUGGAUGAGUCGAAACAAUAAAAGCACUCGGCCGUUUCAACUGUUUUUCGGUGUUUAGAAUCCCUGAUGAAACCCCCGCACUCGUUUUAGUGUCGCAGCUAAUUUUACGAGUUUCAAGUAGUUGAUUUUGUAAAUGUCAUUAAUUUAUGUUUAAGCUUUAUUUCACUUAUUUUUUUUUGUCUAGUUAUUUAUUUAUUUAUUUAUUUAUUCAUCUAUUUAUUUGUAAUUUAUUACUGACUACCGUACCUAUCAUCUCCGCCCGCCUCGAUUAACUGACUAGCACCUGCUAUUUGCGGGCGGAAAUGGACUUAAUGUAAAUGUAGAUUGUUAAUAAUAAUUAAGUGUGUGUGUGCGUGUGGCGAUAUUUUACUUGAAAGUGGCCCAUUUUCAUUCAUAUACAUCGAGUGCUCUCAAGUAUCAAAACGUAUAUCAUGAAAAUAGUGAAUGAAUCCCUGACUAACUACUGACAGUGUAGAUAACGCGCAAAUACAUUUGUAGCAGCGUUACAGGUUUUGAUGUACUUCAGACCCAAUAUCAUGGUUGGUCGGAUCAAACGUUUGAAAUGUUUGCAUUUUUGUCUUUUUAUCAUCUUUUUGACGUUGAAUUUCAUCACGCUUGUCUUGAUUAACAUUCGAAGUUCAAAUGGUACAACUUUAUCAGAUCAAGACUGGUCUCCUUGGAAUCAGAUAGCUACCGUGAUAAAAACGGGUGAUUUUAUUGCUGCUACACGAAUAAAUACUGAACAAGCUUCAACGGAGGUUACCGCUUGCGUUGUAGACCCUGCUUUGAUUGAGUGCGAUGGUAAUGGAUUCUCUGCAUUACUUUUGUAUACGCUGGAUCAUAUCUUCACAUGCCAAGCCUUAGGAAGCGACACGCCUAUCGUAUAUUGGCGGAAUUGCAAUUCAGGAUGCUCAAAAGACCCAAGUGUGAACUCUUGGAAAUGGUACUUUGAGCCAAUAAAUCAAGGUCUCGAAUUUAAAGCGAAAAAAGUAAUAUGUCCGCUUGGUGGGUACUUUGAGUUACCUGUACUUCGACCAGACAUAUGGCCAGUUUUAGACAGUAGCUUUAGAGACCGCUCAAAUGUUGUUGGUUAUCAAAACAGCACUAUCAUAACUCCAAAGGAAAGGAGAAGAGUAAACUGGUGGUUAAAUCGGUUUGUUAGACCCAAUGCUAGAAUCAAGCAAAAGGUCAACAGUUUCUUCAGUAGGUAUCUAGCGGGAAACACUCUCUUAGGAGUGCAAGUACGAGCUACCGACCACUGGCUGGAGAGACGCGAGGGAAAAUUACCUACAAUAUCAGACUGGAUAAAUAAAGCAGCUCCAAUUUUCGAAAAACUUUCAGAGCCCCGGAAAAUAUACAUUGCUAGUGACAAUACAGAGGUCAUCGAUCAUUUUGUAAGGUUUUUUGGACAAAAGAAGGUAAGAUGACUGUAAGAUUAAUGUUUCUGAUCAUUCGUUCUUUACAUGUAAGAAACACUCGUUCAAGUAACUACUGUGCACCUCCAAAAAUAUUUCAAGACUUUGAAUAUAUCCUAGGAAACAGAAAAAGUUAUCUAUUUACCUUUGAAGUUUUAACUUAACAAUAGAAGACAACUGUUUUAACGAUGUUCAAAAAUGAGCAGCUGCAGUAUUACUAGCUGGGUUAAUCAUUUCGUUUCCAGUUCUUCUCAUUAGUGAUGGGCACUUUUGUUUUAUCAAUUGUAACUGAGUGAUCUUCAUGGAUACAGGCAGUAAAAUUCAAGGUGUUAAAAUGAUGGGAAAAAAAGACAAGUGAAAGCAGUGGACAAAUAUAUUUUCCUUAGCUUUCACCGCUCGUAAAUUUUUUCUGUCGAUCUUUGAAUUUCCGUGUACUCCCUAUUUCAUAUAGAUCAGACUCAGCUACCCUAUUAAUCCUUUCGAGUUAAAACUUACUCAUUUUAAAUAACACGGUAUAGUGCGGUACCAUUGCCCCUCUUUCUCGGGUUACCUUUUUCAUUGUUUUAUCCAAAAGCGAUAAUAAUAAGACAGAAGCCAGUAGUUUUGAGGUUCUUUAACACUUUCCAUCAAUUACAUUAACAGCCACAAUAGCAUUUCAAAACGUCUUUCAAGGUAGCCAUGCCAACAAAAUUAAUCAUUCUCUUUCGCUGUAAAAAGGUUUUAUUCAUCGAGGCCACAAGAGCCAAAAGUUACCACGGUGAACCUCCACACGUCCUCCAGGUCCAGCACAACCCAGAUCAAUUUCACAAGGCUCUCGGCACGCAGGUGCUUAUGGAUAUUUUACUCUUGGCAAAAUGUGAUCAUUUCUUACACAUUGAAUCCAGUGUGGCAGCCCUGGCAAGUUACUUUAACCCUGUCAUGAAAAGUCACUUUCUGGAUGAUACGCCCGAAAAGGUAGGGCCUUUUCAGGUCUGUGACGUAUGUUUAUUUCAGGAUUCGUACAGAGUUUUGAACUCUUGAAAAAGUCUUGAAAUUCGCCCAGCAAUUUUUCGGACCUGAAAAGUCUGGAAAAUGGAGAUUAAGUUUGGAGAAAUGGUAAAAAGUAUUGAGUUUUUUCAAAGAUACAACAAGUGCUUUAGAGGUGAUAUGUUUUCGUUUUGGUCAAAUCCUAUUCAAUCUCGCCCGUUUGUUUGCAGCGCAUCAUGAAAAGAGCUUUGUUUCUGCGUUUUUUAUGGUCUCCAUUGAUCACCUAUUUGAUAACCUUGGGUCUGGAAAAAGAAAUUAUUGUUUUCAUAAAGGCUGGAAAAAGUCUUGAAUUCUGGAUCCUAAAAUCUGUACGAACCCUGUUAUUACCACAUCACUUUUCUUUUCGAAUUUCGAAUUUUCAUUAUCCCUUUGCGUAUCUGCAGUGCAAAUAGUGGAUAUCACCAGGAUACGUAUACUCUAAGGUGCUAUUAGACAACGUAGCUAUCAACAGCAUUAACAAUGAUGAUUUGUCCCAGUUUUUGAACUAUUAUCAUGCAUAAUAAAUCAACAUGAAUGGUGCGUUGGUCUUCUGUUAAAUUUCCGUAUGCACUGCGCAGUCUCACACACGUACUUUUAGGUUGUGCCUAUAUAUUGUCUAGUGCUUUUGCAAACGUAAUCUAAAUAAAUGCUUUGAUUGUUCUUCAGCCUCAAGACUCACACUUAAAACCACAAAUGGAAAGAGAAAAUCUAGAUGCCGAAGAGUUUGAAGAAAACCCAGAAGAUGUAAAGGGCAUGAAAAUAUGUUUUGACAAGAACAGCCCGUUUAGUGCUUGUCCAAACAUUGCGACGGGAAUUUUUAUUAAUAAAGCUAUGGCCAAUAAUUUUGUUUCUAAUGCUUAGGGUUUACAAAUAUGAUUGCAAAGAAAUCAAAAACAUUAUAAGAGUGUCCGACGUUCUUUUAACUAUGCCAUUUAUCUUAAUUUCAAGUUUUCGAUUUGUUUAGUUCCUGGCUUGUAAUUUGACUAUAACACAGGUUGUAAUCGGUGACGACACAGCACUAAACUCGUUUUCUAACAAAGUAUAUGGUUAAAAAAACACGUUAUUCCCGGAGAAACAGCUGCCGGACGACCUGGUAAGAAUUGCGAUCGAUUUGCCUCCGUGCCUAAUGUUCCUCUUUGCCCACACUGGUUCCUCUGUGCCUACUAUUCCUCUGAAUAAUCACUAAUUGAUCUUUUUCAAUUGCUAUGUGUAAUGAUUAACUAUUUCAGCUCUCGGUAUUUGAAGGACAAUCCCCAAAUUCUGUCGAAGUUGAUUUUCACAUUCCUCUUACAAGCAGAUCAUGUGAAACGUUAGAUGUGAAACGUUAGAUGUGUUACAGGACUUAUCUUCCCGAUUUUGAAGAUAUAUGGAAAGUUAAUAAAAGUUCGAUAAAUAUCCGAUCAAUAGGCUUUUAAGGUUCUAGAGCAUUCUAACUGUUUACCUUUAAAAAUGCAAUGUAAUGAAUAGGCAAUUUACUAAUAAGCUUUGCAUGCAGGAACAUAAAUAUUAACAGUUUGCUUUUUUGAGAAUGGGACAUCUUGUCUCCAAAAUUGACAUCCCUCGGAAGAUAGUUAUCUUUUAAAUGGACAUUUCUACGUUUUUAGUAAUUGACUUAGCUAGAUAGGGUUUUGUGGCGGGCUCUUUUUGUUGGCAGAUACACUCUACGCAUUAUUAUAUAUGUAGACAUAUGGUCAACGACCAAAAUGAAUAGAAUGAAGACACAAGAAGUGCAUCCCUGCAACACCUAAAUCCCAGUAGCUUUAGAAUAAAUUUAAGAAAAUUCUGUCCUACAGUCAUAGGAUGCUAUUAUUGGAAUGAUAUUCCUUUAUCUAUACUUGAAAAAACAACUAAAAAAUUGUUUAAAAGAGCACUUUUCAACUAUUAUCUUGCUCAGUAUUAAUCAUCGCCACACCGACUCUCAAAUGUUACAUUUUUUUUUAUGUGUGUGUAUGUGCUUUUUUUUUUCCUCUCUUUUGAAUAUUUUUCAUAUAUUUUUCAUAGUUUAUAGGGUUUAUACUUUUCUCUUUUUUUCUCUUUUAACCUAAAUAAAACUGUAAUUUAAUCAAAGGGCAAGUAAUUUGUUUAACUAUUUCCUGCCCUCUCCAUUUAUUCUUGUAACCUGAUAUUUAAUUCUACAAAUAGCAUCUUUAAUUCUUCAAUCUUGUAAUACAAUAUAAAUGGCUUGUAAAAAAAAUAAAUGGAGGAAAAAAUAAACAAUAAACGACCAAAAACAAAUAGCGAGCUGCUAAGGAACUGAAGGAAGAAGGGUAAGCAGUUAUAGAUAGAGAAAGAGAGGAACAUCAGGAAGAAUGUAGAACCGCCUUGCGAGUAAGGAAAAUAAACCUUGGAGGUUUAACUGGCUGAUUUUGGUGGAGUUCCUCUCCUUUUCGCCGACCCCAUCAGUAAACGACAUUAAAAAGCAUCGUUUACCAGUGGAGAAGCCUUCUUCAUCAGUAGACACAAAAAUAACCUUUAUCAGAGGUGGACUGAGUUACGUUCAGCAGAGUGCUGAAAAAGAAAGUUUAUCAGAUGGACAAAACUUUUAGCUAUCCUUUAGUUUUCUAACGGAUAACAGAUUAUCGUUAGUGUAUUUUUCCCAAAGACGGUCACACUAUUGACUUUAGCACAAGCAGAAAGCACAGUACCACCUGCUGCAUCGUUGCGUCACUCCAGCAGUUCGUUGUUGUUUCGCUUUGUUGCAUUUCAAUUACGACAUGACGACAUGAAAUUUAUUGCGGCGUCCUUUUUUUCUUUACAGCCUUUAAUGCGAAGCAGCAAAGAAAAAAAAGCCAAAGAGAAAAGAAGUCACUACAGCGUUAUAGACUGAGCAAAACGCAUUAAGCGACAACUUAUGGAAAAUAUUAUAAAAUGUUCGUAUCCAAAGAUGACCGGUCAAAAUGACCGGCCAGACGAGAGUUUGACCGGUCAAGUCCACGAUCAGGCCCGACAUUGUCCGUUGACCGGCCGUUAUUUUGAGCCCUGCUACAGGUUUUGAUGUACUUCCGACCCAAUAUCAUGGGGGGUCGGAUCAAACGUUUGAAAUGUUUGCAUUUUUGUCUUUUUAUCAUCUUUUUGACGUUGAGUUUCAUCACGCUUGUCUUGAUUAACAUUCGAAGUUCAAAUGGUACAACUUUAUCAGAUCAAGACUGGUCUCCUUGGAAUCAGAUAGCUACCGUGAUAAAAACGGGUGAUUUUAUUGCUGCUACACGAAUAAAUACUGAACAAGCUUCAACGGAGGUUACCGCUUGCGUUGUAGACCCUGCUUUGAUUGAGUGCGAUGGUAAUGGAUUCUCUGCAUUACUUUUGUAUACGCUGGAUCAUAUCUUCACAUGCCAAGCCUUAGGAAGCGACACGCCUAUCGUAUAUUGGCGGAAUUGCAAUUCAGGAUGCUCAAAAGACCCAAGUGUGAACUCUUGGAAAUGGUACUUUGAGCCAAUAAAUCAAGGUCUUGAAUUUAAAGCGAAAAAAAUAAUAUGUCCGCUUGGUGGGUACUUUGAGUUACCUGUACUUCGACCAGACAUAUGGCCAGUUUUAGACAGUAGCUUUAGAGACCGCUCAAAUGUUGUUGGUUAUCAAAACAGCACUAUCAUAACUCCAAAGGAAAGGAGAAGAGUAAACUGGUGGUUAAAUCGGUUUGUUAGACCCAAUGCUAGAAUCAAGCAAAAGGUCAACAGUUUCUUCAGUAGGUAUCUAGCGGGAAACACUCUCUUAGGAGUGCAAGUACGAGCUACCGACCACUGGCUGGAGAGACGCGAGGGAAAAUUACCUACAAUAUCAGACUGGAUAAAUAAAGCAGCUUCAAUUUUCGAAAAACUUUCAGAGCCCCGGAAAAUAUACAUUGCUAGUGACAAUACAGAGGUCAUCGAUCAUUUUGUAAGGUUUUUUGGACAAAAGAAGGUAAGAUGACUGUAAGAUUAAUGUUUCUGAUCAUUCGUUCUUUACAUGUAAGAAACACUCGUUCAAGUAACUAGUGUGCACCUCCAAAAAUAUUUCAGUAGUUAUCUAUUUACCUUUAAAGUUUUAACUUAAGGUCUCGGUAAAGGAAAACGAGGUGCCCACAGAAAAAAAUUCUAGUCGCGCGAGUAUUUUCGCUACAAAGGCAAGUUAUAUAUCAAAUUAAAGCUAAAAGACUAAAUUACUUUAUAAAAGAUUUUAUUUCAUGGAAUUUCAAAAGGCGCUUAAGUUUUCUGCUCUCGAACUCUGAGGUAUCGAGUUUACUGCUGAAGCUCCAGCCCUUUCGCGUUGUUAAAUAUUCACUUCCUUUUUAUUGCAUCUGAUUGACAGAUAAAAGACCUGAAAAAGAGUGUGAGGAAAUUUGCAUAUGUCUCGUAUUAGGGGAAUUAUUGCAUUUCAAACUAAAGAGUCGAAUCUCGAGCGCGAUUUACGCAAAGAAACUGAAAUAAAAUUAGUUACACAGGGAAAUCGGAAAAUUCCUCACACCCUUUCUGAGUCUAUAUCAUUAUCCAACAUAUCUGAAAGUUUCAAAGCGAUAGCUUAAAACCUGUCCCGACUGGAGGUCGGAGAAUUUUGACUUUUGCGUCUAAAAUAGAGUGAGAGAAAAUCAGCUCUAAAGAUUUAGCGCGAGGUCCACGCUUGGCUGGUUAGCUCAGAAAAGGCUCAUUUUAGAAGGGUUAAAAAGCACUUUCUGAUUUUCUUUUUCUGCCAAAAUAAAAUUUAGGACCCACCCAUGCCAAAAAUUCCAAAAAACGAAAAUCGAGCAAUGUACUAAAACUUUCAUUUACCGAGACCUUAACAAUAGAAGACAACUGUUUUAACGAUGUUCAAAAAUGAGCAGCUGCAGUAUUACUAGCUGGGUUAAUCAUUUCGUUUCCAGUUUUUCUCAUUAGUGAUGGGCACUUUUGUUUUAUCAAUUGUAACUGAGUGAUCUUCAUGGAUACAGGCAGUAAAAUUCAAGGUGUUAAAAUGAUGGGAAAAAAGGACAAGUGAAAGCAGUGGACAAAUAUAUUUUCCUUAGCUUUCACCGCUCGUAAAUUUUUUCUGUCGAUCUUUGAAUUUCCGUAUACUCCCUAUUUCAUAUAGAUCAGACUCAGCUACCCUAUUAAUCCUUUCGAGUUAAAACUUACUCAUUUUAAAUAACACGGUAUAGUGCGGUACCAUUGCCCCUCUUUCUCGGGUUACCUUUUUCAUUGUUUUAUCCAAAAGCGAUAAUAAUAAGACAGAAGCCAGUAGUUUUGAGGUUCUUUAACACUUUCCAUCAAUUACAUUAACAGCCACAAUAGCAUUUCAAGACGUCUUUCACGGUAGCCAUGCCAAGAAAAUUAAUCAUUCUCUUUCGCUGUAAAAAGGUUUUAUUCAUCGAGGCCACAAGAGCCAAAAGUUACCAUGGUGAACCUCCACACUUCCUCCAGGUCCAGCACAACCCAGAUCAAUUUCACAAGGCUCUCGGCACGCAGGUGCUUAUGGAUAUUUUACUCUUGGCAAAAUGUGAUCAUUUCUUACACAUUGAAUCCAGUGUGGCAGCCCUGGCAAGUUACUUUAACCCUGUCAUGAAAAGUCACUUUCUGGAUGAUACGCCCGAAAAGGUAGGGCCUUUUCAGGUCUGUGACGUAUGUUUAUUUCAGGAUUCGUACAGAGUUUUGAACUCUUGAAAAAGUCUUGAAAUUCGCCCAGCAAUUUUUCGGACCUGAAAAGUCUGGAAAAUGGAGAUUAAGUUUGGAGAAAUGGUAAAACGUAUUGAGUUUUUUCAAAGAUACAACAAGUGCUUUAGAGGUAAUAUGUUUUCUUUUUGGUCAAAUCCUAUUCAAUCUCGCCCGUUUGUUUGCAGCGCAUCAUGAAAAGAGCUUUGUUUCUGCGGUUUUUAUGGUCUCCAUUGAUCACCUAUUUGAUAACCUUGGGUCUGGAAAAAGAAAUUAUUGUUUUGAUAAAGGCUGGAAAAAGUCUUGAAUUCUGGAUCCUAAAAUCUGUACGAACCCUGUUAUUACCACAUCACUUUUCUUUUCGAAUUUCGAAUUUUCAUUAUCCCUUUGCGUAUCUGCAGUGCAAAUAGUGGAUAUCACCAGGAUACGUAUACUCUAAGGUGCUAUUAGACAACGCAGCUAUCAACAGCAUUAACAAUGAUGAUUUGUCCCAGUUUUUGAGCUAUUAUCAUGCAUAAUAAGUCAACAUGAAUGGUGCGUUGGUCUUCUGUUAAAUUUCCGUAUGCACUGCAGGGUCUCACACACGUACUUUUAGGUUGUGCCUAUAUAUUGUCUAGUGCUUUUGCAAACGUAAUCUAAAUAAAUGCUUUGAUUGUUCUUCAGCCUCAAGACUCACACUUAAAACCACAAAUGGAAAGAGAAAAUCUAGAUGCCGAAGAGUUUGAAGAAAACCCAGAAGAUGUAAAGGGCAUGAAAAUAUGUUUUGACAAGAACAGCCCGUUUAGUGCUUGUCCAAACAUUGCGAAGGGAAUUUUUAUUAAUAAAACUAUGGCCAAUAAUUUUGUUUCUAAUGCUUAGGGUUUACAAAUAUGAUUGCAAAGAAAUCAAAAACAUUAUAAGAGUGUCCGACGUUCUUUUGACUAUGCCAUUUAUCUUAAUUUCAAGUUUUCGAUUUGUUUAGUUCCUGGCUUGUAAUUUGACUAUAACACAGGUUGUAAUCGGUGACGACACAGCACUAAACUCGUUUUCUAACAAAGUAUAUGGUUAAAAAAAACACGUUAUUCCCGGAGAAACAGCUGCCGGACGACCUGGUAAGAAUUGCGAUCGAUUUGCCUCCGUGCCUAAUGUUCCUCUUUGCCCACACUGGUUCCUCUGUGCCUACUAUUCCUCUGAAUAAUCACUAAUUGAUCUUUUUCAAUUGCUAUGUGUAAUGAUUAACUAUUUCAGCUCUCGGUAUUUGAGGGACAAUCCCCAAAUUCUGUCGAAGUUGAUUUUCACAUUCCUCUUACAAGCAGAUCAUGUGAAACGUUAGAUGUGAAACGUUAGAUGUGUUACAGGACUUAUCUUCCCGAUUUUGAAGAUAUAUGGAAAGUUAAUAAAAGUUCGAUAAAUAUCCGAUCAAUAGGCUUUUAAGGUUCUAGAGCAUUCUAACUGUUUACCUUUAAAAAUGCAAUGUAAUGAAUAGGCAAUUUACUAAUAAGCUUUGCAUGCAGGAACAUAAAUAUUAACAGUUUGCUUUUUGAGAAUGGGACAUCUUGUCUCCAAAAUUGACAUCCCUCGGAAGAUAGUUAUCUUUUAAAUGGACAUUUCUACGUUUUUAGUAAUUGACUUAGCUAGAUAGGGUUUUGUGGCGGGCUCUUUUUUGUUGGCAGAUACACUCUACGCAUUAUUAUAUAUGUAGACAUAUGGUCAACGACCAAAAUGAAUAGAAUGAAGACACAAGAAGUGCAUCCCUGCAACACCUAAAUCCCAGUAGCUUUAGAAUAAAUUUAAGAAAAUUCUGUCCUACAGUCAUAGGAUGCUAUUAUUGGAAUGAUAUUCCUUUAUCUAUACUUGAAAAAACAACUAAAAAAUUGUUUAAAAGAGCACUUUUCAACUAUUAUCUUGCUCAGUAUUAAUCAUCGCCACACCGACUCUCAAAUGUUACAUUUUUUUAUGUGUGUGUAUGUGCUUUUCUUUUUUCCUCUCUUUUGAAUAUUUUUCAUAUAUUUUUCAUAGUUUAUAGGGUUUAUACUUUUCUCUUUUUUUCUCUUUUAACCUAAAUAAAACUGUAAUUUAAUCAAAGGGCAAGUAAUUUGUUUAACUAUUUCCUGCCCUCUCCAUUUAUUCUUGUAACCUGAUAUUUAAUUCUACAAAUAGCAUCUUUAAUUCUUCAAUCUUGUAAUACAAUAUAAAUGGCUUGUAAAAAAAAUAAAUGGAGGAAAAAAUAAACAAUAAACGACCAAAAACAAAUAGCGAGCUGCUAAGGAACUGAAGGAAGAAGGGUAAGCAGUUAUAGAUAGAGAAAGAGAGGAACAUCAGGAAGAAUGUAGAACCGCCUUGCGAGUAAGGAAAAUAAACCUUGUAAGUUUAACUGGCUGAUUUUGGUGGAGUUCCUCUCCUUCUCACCGACCCCAUCAGUAAACGACAUUAAAAAGCAUCGUUUACCAGUGGAGAAGCCUUCUUCAUCAGUAGACACAAAAAUAACCUUUAUCAGAGGUGGACUGAGUUACGUCCAGCAGAGUGCUGAAAAAGAAAGUUUAUCAGAUGGACAAAACUUUUAGCUAUCCUUUAGUUUUCUAACGGAUAACAGAUUAUCGUUAGUGUAUUUUUCCCAAAGACGGUCACACUAUUGACUUUAGCACAAGCAGAAAGCACAGUACCACCUGCUGCAUCGUUGCGUCACUCCAGCAGUUCGUUGUUGUUUCGCUUUGUUGCAUUUCAAUUACGACAUGACGACAUGAAAUUUAUUGCGGCGUCCUUUUUUUCUUUACAGCCUUUAAUGCGAAGCAGCAAAGAAAAAAAAGCCAAAGAGAAAAGAAGUCACUACAGCGUUAUAGACUGAGCAAAACGCAUUAAGCGACAACUUAUGGAAAAUAUUAUAAAAUGUUCGUAUCCAAAGAUGACCGGUCAAAAUGACCGGCCAGACGAGAGUUUGACCGGUCAAGUCCACGAUCAGGCCCGACAUUGUCCGUUGACCGGCCGUUAUUUUGAGCCCUGCUACAGGUUUUGAUGUACUUCAGACCCAAUAUCAUGGUUGGUCGGAUCAAACGUUUGAAAUGUUUGCAUUUUUGUCUUUUUAUCAUCUUUUUGACGUUGAGUUUCAUCACGCUUGUCUUGAUUAACAUUCGAAGUUCAAAUGGUACAGCUUUAUCAGAUCAAGACUGGUCUCCUUGGAAUCAGAUAGCUACCGUGAUAAAAACGGGUGAUUUUAUUGCUGCUACACGAAUAAAUACUGAACAAGCUUCAACGGAGGUUACCGCUUGCGUUGUAGACCCUGCUUUGAUUGAGUGCGAUGGUAAUGGAUUCUCUGCAUUACUUUUGUAUACGCUGGAUCAUAUCUUCACAUGCCAAGCCUUAGGAAGCGACACGCCUAUCGUAUAUUGGCGGAAUUGCAAUUCAGGAUGCUCAAAAGACCCAAGUGUGAAUUCUUGGAAAUGGUACUUUGAGCCAAUAAAUCAAGGUCUUGAAUUUAAAGCGAAAAAAGUAAUAUGUCCGCUUGGUGGGUACUUUGAGUUACCUGUACUUCGACCAGACAUAUGGCCAGUUUUAGACAGUAGCUUUAGAGACCGCUCAAAUGUUGUUGGUUAUCAAAACAGCACUAUCAUAACUCCAAAGGAAAGGAGAAGAGUAAACUGGUGGUUAAAUCGGUUUGUUAGACCCAAUGCUAGAAUCAAACAAAAGGUCAACAGUUUUUUCAGUAGGUAUCUAGCGGGAAACACUCUCUUAGGAGUGCAAGUACGAGCUACCGACCACUGGAUGGAGAGACGCGAGGGAAAAUUACCUACAAUAUCAGACUGGAUAAAUAAAGCAGCUUCAAUUUUCGAAAAACUUUCAGAGCCCCGGAAAAUAUACAUUGCUAGUGACAAUACAGAGGUCAUCGAUCAUUUUGUAAGAUUUUUUGGACAAAAGAAGGUAAGAUGACUGUAAGAUUAAUGUUUCUGAUCAUUCGUUCUUUACAUGUAAGAAACACUCGUUCAAGUAACUACUGUGCACGUCCAAAAAUAUUUCAAGACUUUGAAUAUAUCCUAGGAAACGAAAAAAGUGAUCUACUUACCUUUUAAAAUCAAUAGAAGACAACUGUUUCAACGAUGUUCAAAAAUGAGCAGCUGCAGUAGUACGAGCUGGGUGAAUCAUUGCGUUUCCAAUUCUUCUCAUUAGUGAAGUUUAAGAGAUGGACACUUUUGUUUUAUCAAUUGUAACUGAGUGAUCUUCAUGGAUACAGGCAGUAAAAUUCAAGGUGUUAAAAUGAUGGGAAAAAAAGACAAGUGAAAGCAGUGGACAAAUAUAUUUUCCUUAGCUUUCACCGCUCGUAAAUUUUUUCUGUCGAUCUUUGAAUUUCCGUAUACUCCCUAUUUCUAAUAGAUCAGACUCAGCUACCCUAUUAAUCCUUUCGAGUUAAAACUUACUCAUUUCUAAAUAACACGGUUAUUCGGGUUAGCUUUUUCAUUGUUUUAUCCAAAAGCGAUAAUAAUAAAACAGAAGCCAGUAGGUUUGAGGUUCUUUGACACUUUCCAUCAAUUACAUUAACAGCCACGUUAGCAUUUCAAGACGUCUUUCACGGUAACCAUGCCACAAAAAUUAAUCAUUCUCUUGUGCUGUAAAAAGGUUUUAUUCAUCGAGGCCACAAGAGCCAAAAGUUACCAUGGUGAACCUCCACACGUCCUCCAAGUCCAGGGAGACCCAGAUCAAUUUCACAAGGCUCUCGGCACGCAGGUGCUUAUGGAUAUUUUACUCUUGGCAAAAUGUGAUCAUUUCUUACACAUUGAAUCCAGUGUGGCAGCCCUGGUAAGUUACUUUAACCCUGUCAUGAAAAGUCACUUUCUGGAUGAUACACCCGAAAAGGCAGGGCCUCAUCAGGUCUGUGACGUAUGUUUAUUUCAGGGUUCGUACAGAGUUUUGAACUCUUGAAAAAGUCUUGAAAUAGGCCACUUGCACUAAGAGGUCACGUGACCAAUGCUUCCUUUAAACAGUGAGUUGGAAUGUUGCUGAUGCCAAAAAUUGUUAGAGCACACAAAAAUUAUCUUACACCCGAAAUUUGGGAGGAAACGCAUUUAAGGGAGAUAUUUUACGGCACUUUGAUUUUUCAGCAAAGUAGUAUUAUUUGUAUUGGCCGCCAUGUUGGACGGCAUGCUCUUGCCUUCCAACAUGGCGGCCAAAACUACUUCUUGCUUAUAUCUUGUUCAACGUUUCGUAGUUACGCUCAGAUGUGCUGUAAACGUUAUCACAUCAUCUUUUCAACAUUUUCCUUGAAGUUUAAGUGCAAAAUUUGUGUUCAGAGAGAGGUAAUUCAUAAUUUCAAAAAUCUCAUUUUGGUCACGUGUCCAUUUACGAACUUAUUCAUUUUAAGAAAAUGGUGCGGGUUUGAAAAACCAAAUCACCAUUAUUUUGUUUAAGAUAUGACCCACUAAUCGUUUUUCGAAGGCAAAAUCAUACAACUUUCAUUUUCAUAAAAAUGAUGUCACAUGCCUCUUAGUGCAAAUGGCCUAUUCGGCCAGCAAUUUUUCGGACCUGAAAAGUCUGGAAAAUGGAGAUUAGGUUUGGAAAAAUGGUAAAAAGUAUUGAGUUUUUUCAAAGCUACAACAAGUGCUUUAGAGGUGAUAUGUUUUCUUUUUGGUCAAAUCCUAUUCAAUCUCGCCCGUUUGUUUGCAGCGCAUCAUGAAAAGAGCUUUGUUUCUGCGUUUUUUAAGGUCUCCAUUGAUCACCUAUUUGAUAACCUUGGGUCUGGAAAAAGAAAUUAUUGUUUUGAUAAAGGCUGGAAAAAGUCUUGAAUUCUGGAUCCUAAAAUCUGUAUGAACCCUGUUAUUACCACAUCACUUUUCUUUUCGACUUUCGAAUUUUCAUUAUCCCUUUGCGUAUCUGCAGUGCAAAUAGUGGUCGAAUUUAUAGCUUGGAGAGUAAAAAAAUUAAAUUUCGGUGAAAAUUUCUCGCGGUUUCGGACUUAUGGUAGUGCUGAAUUGAUUCCUCUGUUCAAUUGUUUAUUUCCGGGCGGAAGUAUAAUGCUGUUAACCGUUAGAAUAGGUUAAGGCGACUCUCCUUUGUUUCCUUUAUUGUUUCAAAAGUCUUAACGUUUGGUUUUGAACAGGAGCCCUCCCCACCCCCCACCCCCCUUUAGGCUUGUCUAGCAUUAGAUAUCUAGUGUGCAUAUGUAUACUCUAAGGUACUAUUAGACAACACAGCUAUCAACAACAUUAACAAUGAUGAUUUGUCCCAGUUUUUGAACUAUUAUCAUGGAUAAUAAAUAAACAUGAAUGGUGCGAUGGUCGUCUGUUAAAUUUCCGUAUGCACUGCUCAGUCUCACACACGUACUUUUAGGUUGUGCCUAUAUAUUGUCCAGUUCUUUUGCAAACGUAAUCUAAAUAAAUGCUUUGAUUGUUCUUCAGCCUCAAGACUCACACUUAAAGCCAAAAAUGGAAAGGGAAAAUCCAGAUGCCGAAGAGUUUGAAGAAAACCCAGAAGAUGUAAAGGGCAUGAAAAUAUGUUUUGACAAGAACAGCCCGUUUAGUGCUUGUCCAAACAUUGCGAAGGGAAUUUUUAUUAAUAAAGCUAUGGCCAAUAAUUUUGUUUCUAAUGCUUAGGGUUUAAAAAUAUGAUUUCAAAGAACUCAAAAACAUUAUAAGAGUGUCCGACGUUCUUUUAACUAUGUCAUUUAUCUUCAUUUCAGAUUUUUCGAUUUGUUUAGUUCCUGGCUUGUAAGUUGACUAUAACACAGGUUGUAAUCGGUGACGACACAGCUCUAAACUCGUUUUCUAACAACGUAUUUGGUUAAAAAAUACGUUCACCUUUUUUGCGCGAAAAAGGAAGGCGGUCAGCAUUUAUAGCAGCUGAGGCGAUAAACUAAGGACGCUUGGACCAGUCCAGUUCUAAAGAGAAUUUCACUAUUAAUCACGACUGUUCGGCCAGAAUGGUAUGCCCUGCAGUGGUGGAUUUUCAGGGAAAAUCUCUAUGAAAGACUGAUACUUUAUUUGCAAAAUGACCGGUCAGAGCAACCAGUUUGACUUUUGGUAAGCGCCCUGAAAAUACUGAAAGUGGCCGAGGACAGACUCUCAGGACUUUUGGAUAUAUCCUCCAUGUUACAUACUAUAUAGUAUGUUUAUUUUUUGUAGAGAUUUAUGUUCUUACUACGUGUUUGUAGCUCCUUGGAAAAUAAAAGUACAUUUGGCACUUCGCCUUAUGGUCUUCAUCUCAAUCUCAUACGUCUCAUGUAAAAUAAAACGAUUCUUGCAAAAAGAAAAUGUACUACAUUAUGAAAUAACAAUUAUCACAUGAUUGUAUCACUUAAAAGACGGGAUUGCCUUGGUUCCUUCUGCACAGGCUUUUUCGUAAGUCUAAGGUGGAUACACGGCCUUAACAAGCGGGGUGCUGGAGACGAGCGAGAAGCUCGAGUGGGGGAUGAUGGUAACGAGUGCAGAGGGGACGGCGGGAGAUUGCCUUAUCGUAAUAUUCCACUUAGUGGUUCGAAAGAGAAUGUCAGGCUACGAUGUCUGAAUUAAAACACCUGUAACCUCAACGAUAGGUUUAUGAAUUAAGUUGAUUUCACAGUGUCACCCUCUCUUAGGUUAGAGAGAUCUGGGUUUUGCUUACGCUUAUGAAAAACGGCAAAGAUAAUUUGCACCACAUGACCAAGUUAUCCAAUCAAUCGUCCUUUACCGUUCUUUAUAUUUGUUCAAAACACGAAGUAGUAUUUUAGGUUUAAUCCAUGAGAAUUCUUUUGCACAGAAUUCUUGGUCCCUUUACCAAGAACCAACUACUUAAAAAGGAACUUUAGCUAUAGAGGUGCAACUCUCUGGAACAUGCCCUGCAAUCUUAGGCAAGAGAAAUCUCUAAAUCGUUUUAAGCAAUUGUUAAACUUUCAUUUUAGUUAAGUAAGUUAGGUACACGGCAUUCAUGGAAAACAGGUAUAGUUUAGUGUAAUUUUCAGUAGUAUUUUUAAGAGACUCUUUAGAUAUGUAUUUAUUAUUAUUAAAUAUUGUUAUGUAGUUUAUACUUCAUAUGUAACAAAAAACCUGAUGAAUUUUUACCGUGUUAAUAUAAAGAUUUGAGAUUUGAGAUUUGAGACGUUUGCAGUAAGUCGUAAAAGAGUUUAUAAGUCUCUAUUUUGAUUUUCUCAAGCUCUCAGUUCCGAUGAAGGAACAUUUGCCUACAAGAUUUUGUCUAAACUUGAGAAAAUUCUCGUAAUACUGUUCUUUUGUAGACGUUUGUGACAGAUAUGUUUAUACUCAAAAUUAUCAAUGGCUUCUCAACAGGUCUUUUAGACGUUGCGAGGAGAACAUAUACCGAGAUUGUUGAUGACAUUACUGGUGAGUCUCGAUAUUAAGUCAGUAACGUCGUUUUUUCGCAGAGAACGGUAGAGAAAUUCCCCCAAAUAUUAAGGCUGGUGCAGAGGCAUUUUUUUCGCUCAUUAAACCGUUUUAUUAUAUAUUGUCCACGCUGGCGUCGUCGCACGGUCGCAUCUAAAAACAAGUAGGGUGUAGGAGCAAAACAGCAGUAGUGCAAGUGCAUCACGCACUUGCACUUUUUGGGGGGGAGGGGGGUGGGGGGUGCGGAGGGAUUAUAAGAAUCCAAUUUUUCCAGCCAAACCUUCUUCGUAUCCUACUUCCCGUUGUCCAGAUGUCAUUCUCACCAUCUUAAUUCAUAACGAAUCCCUUUGUUAAACAUAUAAGAUCUUUUCUCAGAGAUGGCUCAGAGUGCAACAAUUUUCUACUUUUUCUUAGGACUUUUAAUUUUCUUUUUUUGAAGAAAUGCCAAAGCAUUUGUUUAACGAGUUCUGGUUAUUUUUGGCAUAAAACAAUAAGAGGUUUUUAUAGCAACAUUACAACCUCUAAACUAGAAAUACGUAAAUCGCAUGACCUCGCUAAGGACUCCGGGGGAACGGCAAGUAAAGCCGAGAAGAAAAUUUGUAAAUCUAAAACUGAUUGUAAACUAUCUAUCUAUAGAAACUUAACAAAACUGUUAUACCUAAAAUGAAAACUAAACGAAAAGAAAAAGAAAAGAAAUGAAGAGAACAAGGUUAUGACGUCAUGGCGGACACCAUCGGAUAUAUACAAGUAAAGAUGAGAUCUGCGAGUUUGCAGCUCGCUGGGACCCACACGUGGUUCACACACUGCGCGCGCACCUCGCGCGCGAUGAGAUUAUAAACUCACCUCGCUCGGCGCUUCACGAGGAAAAACGCUCAUGAUCAGCUUUGCGUGCUUGUGAAUCAAAACGAGUUCUGUGACACCCAUUUGUUGUUGUUGUUGUUGUUGUUGUUGUCUGGCGAACAGUGAAAACUAUACCUAAAUACUAGAAACAGAACUAAGUUUUAAAAACUUGGGAACCAGCUUUAGGGCCAUCUUGAUUCGACGAAAAUUUAAGGUGGCUCUGAACCUACUAUCAAACUUUUCCGAAAGGUGAAUCUAGACUCCAUGCUGAUCAAUAAUAACCAGUUACACAUGCAUAACUUGUUCACCAGUGGCUGGACAUUUUUUUGUUACUAUUAUUAUGGUAUCUAGCUCUGUGAAUAGACCACUUUCGAUGUAUUAAAAUUCAUACUUGGCUGCGAGGCUUGUGGGAACAAAACAGAAGAAAUCAUCCACAGGCUCAAUAAUGAAUAGUACAUUUCUUUUGCUUCAUUAACUCAAUCCUCGGAGCUAAGUAUGGAAUUGUAAUAUAUCGGAAUUGGUCUAUUGACAACUUAUUUUGCUAAUCAAUGUUGCAGAAAUGAUAAAGCAGCUGGGUGAGAAACACAAUCUCCCGCUUAAAACUGGCUUUAAUGCUACCAGAGGAUUUUUCAUUCAACUGACAGUAAAUCGUGAUCAAGAUGUUGACCUCAGCUCGCUGCCGAGUGAAUUUUUAAAGGUGGUUAAAGUGCGAGGUGUGGUCAGCUUUACCACAGUUGAUCUGGUGAGUAAGGGUCUUACACACAAAAAAAAUUAAUUAAUUUUAACUUGUAAUUGUCGUUACGCCUUUUUCGUUUUGUGCUAACUCACAGAAGUCAUGGAAUGGAAAUUUAUUUUAAGUGGGUUGGUUGAAAUUUCUAAGGACACCACACUGGAGUGCAUUCUCCAGAAUUGGCCUUUAGGUUAUGAGAGAGUAAACUGAUUAUCGGAGAAAUACUUUUAAACAGUACUGUCUAGUUUUGUAGUUUUGCAAUGACAGCUUUUGUUAUUUACUAAUCGACUCACUCUAUUUUCUUUGUCACAUCCAAUCUUUCAUGGAUACAGAUCAAGCUUAAUGGUAAGGUUACAAUGAACCUCUUUCGUAAUGGCGGCCUAUUAAUAUAUUCUUUUAUGUAUGUGAUAAUAAGCCUUUUUUACCUCGUUUGAAAAGGAGAAUUCUUUUGUGUUUUGCACAUGCUAAAGAGGUCAGAAAGGUUAAUCAUCCAUAUAAAAUAAUUAAUAUUAAUAGGCUGCCAUUAUGAGAGAGGUCUAUUCUUCUUCAUUUAUUAUGACUUUUCUCUCAAAGUCGCAGGUCUUAAGUUCUGUUUCGUAUUUCGUUUUUCAGAUAGAAUAAAAGAAUCUUUGAACGAAAUAUACCUCAUGACCAACGUGUAAGCAAUUCAGUGCUAAUUCACAGACUUUGAGAAUCAACGAGCACAAUAAUUCUAGAGUGAUGACAAAACUGUUUUAUUUCUAACAUAAUACAGGGUUGUAUCUGAACUUCUGUGUGAGAUCCGUGAUCAUAUGGGAUGUCUGUACAAACUCGCUGAACUUGUCAGUGUCUUGGACAUGCUAGUUUCGUUUGCCCACCUAUGCACAAUUUCUGACUAUGGUGAGUUUUCUCUUUUUUCUUUCUUUCUAUCAAUGAAAUGACUUACUUGCUGGAAUUUGACAAUCUUUGGUAAAUGCAUGAUGUUACUUCUUAUUAAGUUAUGAUUUAAGGUAUUUGAUAGGUUGUCUUUAAAGUUUGUCCAAGAUUUCGUUGUUGUUUCUUUGAGUGGAUCAAGGUUAGUCAGGAAUUCACCCCUAUUCAGGGGUGUUUUCCUGUUUUGGUCUUUUAAUGUUAGUCGUACUUGAAUUUAAUUUCAUGAUAAGCUUGGAAGUAUACCUUUUGUAUUUAGGUAAUGUUACUCAGUCUAAUCUUGCCAACAGAUGUGUGACCUACUUAAGUGGUCGCACUUGAGAUUAAAGCUGGCCAUACAAUACAAUACAAUAUUCUUUAUUUAACGAAGGUGACGUAAUAACCCAAUGAGUUAUCUAACUUACGGCCAUGGGUUUUGGUCGCGUAGAGGUUCCUGUUUGGGUUUGAUAACCAGCGUUUUUCCAUAACCUCUUGAUAACCAGGUUUCAUUACUGUGUGUUCUGUUGUCGAUCGUAGUCGUGUAGGUGCACUGCCAAAUUAUUAUCCACACAGAGUUUACUUAGUCAGCUAACCCUAACAUGUCCACACGAUUUUGCUAUCUUUAAAUUUCCUCACGAGUUUCAUAGCAGAAAAGCCGUGAAGCAAGCGGAGAGUGCUUUUUUGGUCACUACACGAAGAGGGCUGUGAGCAAGCAUAAUUGAUACCUGAAGUUUAAAAAAAAAUAGCUCUAGUAGCUACAGUCAAGAUAGAAGUCAAACUGUGAACAGUCUUGGUAUCUCUUCGCGUAGCGAGCGAGUGCUUUCACUACGGUUGUACUAACGUUGACAGUGGCUCUUAAAUAUAUCUUGGUAGUGUUCAUUUGGUGAUUGUACAUGUUUUUCAAACCGGUUUAAGCUUCUUGAAAACAAUAUUACAAUCUUGCAUGACUGAUGUCCGUUCCAUCUGACAACUCAAUGUACGUUUUGGGACAAAAUGAGAUGUUUUUGCCGGUCGGUGUUCCCAUUUUGCAGUGCGACCAGAAUUCACAGACACCUUGGCAAUUAAGGACGGACGUCAUCCAAUUCUGGACAAAAUUCUUCCAGAACCACCAGUGGCAAACAACACGGUUUGUUUAUACUACUCUUAGUCUUAAAGUAGAGCGAUUAUGGUUUGCCUUGAAAAUAGUUUUCGUAAGCCAUGAGUUGAUUUGAUUGGUAAUGAUGAGCACUUAAAGGCCAUAUUCUUUCAUUUCCUCCCACGGUUACAAUAGGUGGCUUGUUGCCUUCGAAGGAGAUCUAAAUUUAUAUAAACGGGAUAAAAAAUAAUCAUAGUCAAAGAAACCGACCUUCCCUAACAACCUUACUGACUUUCACCUGUUUUCGUAACUUUCAGUACGCUACUGAUGGAUCAAAUUUCUUGCUGAUAACAGGCCCUAAUAUGGUAAGCGUUAAACCUCCUUGAGUUUGAGGAACUUACAAAUGAAACUGUAGAAAACGUGUUAAAUUUACUUAAAAACAGUCCCCUUAACGUGAAGGAGGGGGCAAUAAUCCCUUGGGCAUUAAAGGAAAAACUGUAGUAGUUUUACUCAAGUACUUUAUUUCCAAAUGACUUUCUGAGAUGAGAAUUACCCUAAGUUCUGUUUGAUAUCAAUAUUCUAUAUAGUUAAGGAACUAUGUUUAUGACAUCUAUGGUGGACUUAAAUGGAUAAAUUCACAUUUUUCCACUUUUUGCGGGAAAAUACUGAACUAACUAAUGGUAAAUACAAAAGCCUAAGUACCAUCAGUCUGCUAAAAUGGAACUCUUACCCUAAACUACUUAAAACACUGAAACUAAGACGUGAUGCAAACUAAAGAGGAAUGCUGUGACCAAAAACUUACCAAAAACUCGACUACUCUUGUGAUCCUUAUAUAAGGUUAGGGUGUUCACCUACGGAUCUAAUAUCACGUUGAAAAUUCAGUACCUCAAAUUUGGGACAAAAAAUUGACAUUGGAUUUGUAUUACAUUUUUCAUUGAAUUCGGCCCUGUUAUGCUCACACGAGUCUGUUAAAUGUGUAAACACUCUCUUUACUACAGAGUGGCAAAUCAACGUACUUGAAACAGAUCGCCUUACUUCAGAUAAUGGCACAGAUUGGAUGCUACGUACCGGCCGAGUAUGCCUCUUUUAGAGCUGCUGAUCAGAUAUUCUCCAGGAUAGGAAGCGAUGAUGACAUUGAAACUAAUUCAUCUACUUUUAUGCUCGAAGUGAGUUUUUUUUGUGUGUGAAAUUGUCAGAGGUUUUUUUUUAAUUUUUCGUCUGGCAGAAGGUAACCGACUCAAAUGCUCUUUUUUCUGUUUUAUCUCCCUUUUUUAAUAACUAAUUAAAAUAAGGCGCUGUGUAUUUGUUUCAUUUUAGAUGAAGGAAGCCAACUACAUUAUCCAGGUGCGCACCAAACAGUUUUACUGCGGUUUCGCUGAGUUAUUCUGUGACAUUUUGUAGAAUCCUUUUGAAUUAAAGUAAGAGCUUUAAAGUAAGGCUUCUUUUUCAUAGAAUACAAGUGACAAAUCCCUUAUUAUCAUUGACGAACUAGGACGGGGUAUGUAUAUUACACAACGCUGUUUUCUCCUUGUUUCUUUUUUUUAUUUAUUGUUUUCUUCAACACUCAAGUAUCCCACCGAAACACGAGCAACUGUAUAUCUGUGUAUAAUUUCAAGAGUGAUUGACACUGUGGUGUACAAGGCAAGACUUACCAGGGGCAGAUCCAGAAAAUUCAUUGGAGUGUCGGAGGGUGCGUGGGACACUUGCCAGCCAUAAAGAUACUAUUUAUUUCAACGAGAAUUCCGUUUAAAAAUUAUGAAGAAUUUCACAGAAAAAGAAAGGGGACGGGGUCCCCUCGUCCCAACCCUAAAUUCACCCAUGCUCAGUAUUGACCUUCCUUCUUUCAGGAACAAGCAGUGAGGAAGGGGUUGGAAUCUGUUUUUCCAUAUGUGAGAAUCUGUUAAAAAAGAAGGUAACUGUUAAACGUUUGUGCCUCCUUUUAAGACUUCUGCGAAAGACCAUUUUAUGAUUAAUUACUGUUGAUAGUGUUUUUAUCGUUAGUUUACGUAGCUACCCCCUUUUUGUAUACUGUCCUUCAAUACUGUGGAAAGGCGAGGAACUGACUGACAAAAAAGAACAACUUCAGUUGGUACCUCAUUUUCAGUUUCAACAGUCGAUUUAAUUAUUAGGAAACAAAAGGUCUUUGGAGCAAAUCUGGCAUUGGCAUGUAGAUAUCUGAAAAGCCUUUCUCUUCUUUUGCCUGUUUUUUUCCGCAGGCAUUUACUUUCUUCGCAACUCACUUCCUCGAGUUAACUACAAUGGACAGCAUCUACCCAAACGUGGAAAAGUAAGCUAAAUCAUUCAUGAUCAUGUUUUUUUUUAGUAAAAUGAAUAAAAUAAUCAUUUCAUUUAGUGUUACAAUUUUACGUAAUAUACAUAUGUGUAACAAAAAGAUCUUUUUUUAUUUUGCAGUUUACAUUUUAAGAUUCAGGUAAUUCUUUUUUUUUUUUGGUUGUAACACACUUAAAUUCAGUUUAUGGUCAGCCCAUCAAAUUUUGCAUAUGCUAUUUGCAACCACGAAAACGAAACUACAACCGCGCCCGUUGUACCACCUAAAAGCCUUUUAUAUUGUUUCCUUUAGCGGUUUUUGCUGGUUUGGUAUUCAAUCCGCCCAGAUGCGGCUUUUUGAAAAAGCUUUCACAACUGAAAUGCUAUCACAAGCCUUAAACUUCUUAGGAAAAAAAUAUACUACAACCUCUACGAACUUAGAGGCCUGCGUGUACCAACAGCGUUUUCACGAUUUGCUUUAUAGACCGUGGGUGUAUCCUACAGUAAACCUAUUGAACAUGGCCUAUCCGACAUGAAAGCUAUAUUUAAACAAAUGUUAAAAGCACGAAUUUAUUUUAUCAUGUAGAAAAACUUCAGCGAGGAAGCCGCCUGUGAGAAGAUUACUUAUACUCAUGUUUUAUCAAAGGGAAGAACAGAAGAGAAACAUUAUGGCAAGUCUUUUCCCUUUUCUCCUAAAUCAUUUACUUUUUAUUUGAUGUCGGUACCACCAGAGCUUGCUGGUGGUUUUAAGGUUAAGGAUUAAGUAUCAGGGAUUUCAAUGUAACGUACAUUACUAGAAGAAAGCUUAAAGACGGAAGUCAUACGGCGAAAAAUGACAAUGAAAGAACAUUCGGAUAUGGGCGAAUAACUAAGUUUCUCAAGUGCGCAGAACACAGCUAUCAGCUUUGCGGCGGUCCCUGUGUUGGCAAGCAUGAAGAAGUAUCGUCGAAAAAGCAACUGGGUUUUUUGCCCAAUGUAAGGGAAUCCGUAUUUCGCAGUCCAGGAAAUUUUUGCUUGUGGAAUCCGGAAUCCGGGAAGUUUUUGCUUGUGGCCAAUCUGGGAUCCUGGGUUUUGGAAUCCGGAAUACAGCUCAAGGAAUAUGGAUCGCACUUCAGAUUGUUUUCCGGAAUCCAAGGUGUUAUUACAUAUAACUAUUUACAACUAUAGCCCUUUAAAAGUGUAAAAAAGAAUGCGAUAUGGCCUAAAAUAUUCUGGUUUAAAGUUUUUGUCCACUUAAAAAUAAAAUUACUCAAUUUCGUUAUGCAUUUUGUCUGAAAAAGCUGUGAAGAUAGAUGGCCCGUACAGGUUAGCUAGACCUUUAAUCUCCUAUGCCGUGCUAACAGAGAAACGUCACUUAACUCCCAAGGUCUCUCUUGCUCUCGAACACCUAGAACAGACAACAAUGGCUGGCGAAACGUUUCAUUCUCCCCUAGCUUAAUUGAAGCAUAUGUCGCGUUCACCCUUGUUCUAACUUCUACGUCUCAUAAGCGACCAGACUAGACCAGGGAAAAGGAACAGCCCUGGUUUUGUAAAGUGGUUUUCACUUACUUGCUUUGGAAGGUUUAAUUUGUUUUCUUUCCUUUUAUCUCUUAAAAGGUCUGCAACUCGCUGAAAUCUCAACGCUUCCAUUGUCUAUAGUGAACGAAGCUCGGGAAAUUUCAACAGAAUUGAUUAGGCAGAAAGAGGUAUGCGAAGCCUGCGAUUUUCACUGCACAAGUGAUGAUGGUUGGCCACUUUAAAUCUAAAAAUGAUGAGGCCCAAAUUGCCAAAGUUGGCCUAAAUAAUUUCGCAUUCCGUAGGAACUGAAGAUGUAGGAAAUAUAGUGAAAACGCGAAAUACCCAUCGACGUAAACGUAAGCACUGAGUUGGAGAAAAGGGGUUAUAUUUUUUUUACAACAUAUUUAUUCUUCUAAUCGACCGUAUGCUGAUGUUUGAGAACGGGCUCGAAUGUAUUCGACCCACCCGAGACAUUGUGACUAGGAAAAUAAUUCAGUUUCACAUUGAAAAAUACUGUUCAUGUUGAUAACAUAAGGAGAUUUGAAUUACGUCCAGAUUUUGUACCUCGUGACCAAGUUUUAUAUAUAUCACCUACUUUAGUAAUUUUACGCCAGUUUCACCCAUAACUAUUAUUUUUGCGCAGUGUUCUUCUUGUCAUUUCCUGUUUGGAGAAAUUUUCAACUUGGGUCUGACGUUUGUCGUUUGCCGUAACGUGAUAAAUUUCUGCAAUUGAUCUGACUUGCCCUUUUGGUCUUUCUUUUUUUAGAGAAGUCAACUUUUGUCAACGGAGAGUCGCCAACAAAGAGCCGUUUUCCGACUGGCAACAAAGCUCAUUCAAGCAGCACGAAACUCGUGCCUUGAUAGUGCUGGACUACGCGCUUAUCUCGUGGGGCUAAAAAACCAGUUCGAGCGAGAAUCUAUCCCGGAAGCUGUUGAAGAAUAA